AUGGCCGACAACCUACCUCUCCAAGUCGCGGAGACGAUACAGACCGCCCAUAUCAACCGCACACCAUCCCCAACCCACGACCUAAACCCUUCCACAGCAGCCUCGGAGAAGGAGCCAGUGACAUUAGAACCCAUCUCGUCGCACGAGGACCUCGACGAUGAUGAGCUCGAUGACGAUAUCCCCUACAGCGUGCUGAACCCUAAGCCACGAACAGCAAAGCUGCCUCCCAUGCCCGACCUGCGGUUUGAGCAGAGCUACCUGCACAGCAUCUCUAAGGCAGAUACGUGGGGACGGGUAGCGUGGAUCACUAUAAGAGACCAGGUAAUGAUGCCACUGGCGCAGGGCAUCAUCUACAAUCUGUUUCUAGUCGGAUGGCAUCACUGGAAUAAGAAUGCCCAGGUCCACGGCAGCUCCAUUGGCGCAAGGGUACGCAGAUGGUGGUAUGGGGUAAACAACUGGCAGCUGCCGCCGCAAAGAAACAACAGCUGGAAGAUGAAGAAGGAAUUGUGA
Messenger RNA from Colletotrichum truncatum, 510 nucleotides. RefSeq lists its product as uncharacterized. Gene Ontology annotation, molecular function: mitochondrion autophagosome adaptor activity. The record is from RefSeq and is a predicted model, not a curated record. Gene Ontology annotation, biological process: mitophagy. NCBI's taxonomy places the organism in Eukaryota, Fungi, Ascomycota, Sordariomycetes, Glomerellales, Glomerellaceae.